Messenger RNA from Raphanus sativus (radish), 1078 nucleotides. RefSeq names its product origin of replication complex subunit 6. The record is from RefSeq and is a predicted model, not a curated record. Gene Ontology annotation, biological process: DNA replication initiation; DNA replication. Gene Ontology annotation, cellular component: nuclear origin of replication recognition complex. Lineage: Eukaryota; Viridiplantae; Streptophyta; Magnoliopsida; Brassicales; Brassicaceae. The transcript is spliced from 10 exons. Bases 102 to 956 code for a protein of 284 amino acids. Gene Ontology annotation, molecular function: DNA binding.
UAACUGCGCUUCUCAAUCCCUCCUCGUAGCCAUUCGCCAUUGACAUCUGUUGUAAACCUCUCACUCGUAUCUUUCUUCUAAGAGUCUCCGAAACUAAGGAUAUGGAUAUCUCCGACAUAGCGAGAAAGCUCGAUCUCUCCAACAACAAGCUUGUCGUCCGAAAAGCUGCCGAGAUUCGCCGUCUUUGCGAUGCUCAGUUCGAUUCAUCCGUCAUCGGCGUUGGUGAGAUCUGUAAAGCGGUGAUCUGUCUCGAAAUCGCAGCGUCUCGGUUGCAGGUUAUUUUCGACAGACAAGCAGCGAUUAAGUUGAGUGGUAUGUCGGAAAAGGCAUACACGAGAUCAUUCAAUAGCCUCCAAAACGUUAUUGGAGUCAAGAUUAAGCUCAACGUGAAAGAGCUGGCGAUUCAGUUUGGGUGCGUUAGGAUCAUCAAAUCCGUGCAAAACAUGCUAUCUUUGUAUAAAGAGAGGUUUCUUGCAUCGCUACCAGCGUCAAGACGGGCGAACGCUGACUUCACUAGACCUGUAUUUACGGCUGCUGCUUUCUAUUUGUGUGCUAAAAAGCAGAAGCUUAAGGUAGAUAAGCUUAGGUUGGUUGAGGUUUGUGGAACAUCAGAAUCUGAAUUCUCUUGUGUGUCUACCUCCAUGAUAGACCUUUGCUUUGACUGUGUUGGGGUCUCUAAGGAGAAGAAAGAUGCAAAAGAAGUUAAAGGAAACCGGGAGUUGCUUGAUGUGUUACCUGGAAAGAGGAGACUAGAGGACGGUGGAUAUUCAUCUGAUGAUGAGUCUUCGUGCUACAAAAGACACAAGAAGAUGGAGGAGGCUAAGUACGAGGAUUGGAAAUCGACAGUUGUUAAUUCGAUCAAGAAGAAUCCAGAGAAAGGACCUAAGAAAGUUAUACAGACUAGUCUCAAUUUCACAAAGAAGGCUGAGACUGAAGAGUUGCAAGUUGAUUCAUAGUCAAAGACUCAGAUCCUGUUCAAUUUCUUGUUGUUUUGCACCACAGGAUAUAUGUGUAAAUUACAGUCUUUGAAAGAUAUAUAUUUUUUCCUAUACCAUUCUGCUCAAUGACAUUUGGCAUA